Messenger RNA from Symbiodinium sp. CCMP2456, 1080 nucleotides. Lineage: Eukaryota; Dinophyceae; Suessiales; Symbiodiniaceae. The record is from the annotation of a GenBank genome assembly.
AUGCUGGACCAUGCACCUCGCCCUAGCCCUGGCCUGCGAUUCUGCCGAUACGCAGCGUAUGAGGGCUUGCUGUGCAGCGGGACGGUGCGGCAUUUGGGCAGGACUUGUCAAGCAGCCAGGAAGAUGUUUGAAAAAGGUGAUUUCGCACUUCACGUCCGCAUCGAGACUCACCAAAUGUCGGAGAUUCUGGCACGGGGGAAGCCGCGAGCAGCAAGAAAUGAGCUCUUGAUGGAAUUGGCGACUGCUUUGAGGAGUUGUGGCCGGCCUCCCUUGUUGUCACUGGGAAUCUAUGAGCCAAAUGCCCUGCGUGAACUUUUCCCCUUGAUACUGGAUGCGCUGAGGUUUUCUAAACACCUUCAGAAAUUGCAUGUGGCAGACAUCGCAAUAAGCCCAAUUCGGGAUUCCUCGCCUGCAGGGUCGUUCGACAUGGUACGUGCAUUGGCGCUGAUGAAUGUCUUAAACUUCGUGGACCCUGCUUUGCCCAACGCUGGCAGAAGCUUGCGCGAGCUGGCUCUAACAGCUGGCACUUGGUCGUGGGAUUCAUUGCGCCAUCUGUUUGAAGGACUGUCCAAGAGCUGCGUGCAGAUCGUAAGCCUACGUGGAAAGUUGUUGGAGCCAGCUGCAGCAAGGGAUUUGCUGGCUUUGAAGACUGUUUCUGGUUUCGAGUGGAAAGGAUCUCGCCUUUUCGUCGCCGACAGUUUGAAGAUUAUUUUGACUGCGUUGCCGGAGGCGGAGAUUCGGUUUUCCAGAGAGAUGAGUGGUUUCUCUGGCUCGCCGUCUAAAGAGAUGUUGGAGGAGUUCGAGGUGAUGGCUAGCACCUUGGAGCCAUCAAAGCGCGUGUGGGUGGCAUGGGAUGAUGGCUGGAAGAAGGUGGAGCCUGGCUGUGGUAUAGUUGAAGAAUGCACUGGUCCCAAUAGUCUCCUGCGUCAACUCAUGGUCUCCUCGAUGUACGUGGCCUCCAAGCCUUGGCACCAACCACAGCCACCACGCAGCAUGACGGCAAUCCCAGUCGACGGGCCAAGGAGGCGAAACCGCCCCGCACCUCGCGUUGCGGGGGCCCCACCUGAGCCGAAGGGCUAA